Molecule: messenger RNA, 1600 nt
Organism: Stegodyphus dumicola
Lineage: Eukaryota; Metazoa; Arthropoda; Arachnida; Araneae; Eresidae
Product: CD151 antigen-like
Cellular component (GO): plasma membrane
Source: RefSeq, a predicted model, not a curated record
CUAUCAGAUGCAGUCGUCAGAACAAACGAUAGCUUUACCAAGAACUGGGACGUGUUUUAUGCAAGUAUUCUCUCUCUCGUUUGCUAGCGAUUUCUCUGUCGAACUUCGUUAACUUUCUUUUUCUCGCGCAUGUCUCGAACUGUGAAUAAUAAUAAUAAUAAUAUAAAAGAGGCCUCCUAGCGUUAAUGAUGAAAACAAGACCUUAAUGAAAGCUGAGGAACUGCGCCGUUAGAAUUCUGGAACCAGUUCUGAAAAUAUUGUUUUUUGAUGAGUUAAAAGAGUCUGCGGGAGUCGUCUUGGGGAGUUACUGGAUUAUUUUCGGCGGGAAAAUGUGUUGAUUACAAGGAAUAGAAUUCUACGUUUUUAUAUUUCACAAUUGAAGAAUGUGCUGAAGAUAACAAGGAAAAUCUGAAGCCCCAAAUUAGGCAGCUAUGGGAUUGUCUUGCGGUGCAAGGUGUGCCAAAGGCCUUCUGGUCACAUUUAAUUUAUUUUUUUGGGUUUCUGGAUGUUUCCUCCUGGCCGUGGGGAUUUACCUUCUUGUCGACAAAGAAAAGACUACCCUUUUCUCUCUCAUUCAAGAGCCCAAUUUCAGCUAUUCUCUCACUCAGUAUCUGGCCUGGGCGCUAGUAUGCAUCGGAGGAGUUGUAUUUUUUAUUGGUUUCUGUGGCUGCUGCGGGGCCAUCAGAGAAAACAGAGGCCUUCUGGUCACAUACUUCAUUUUCCUGUUCUUGGUAAUGGGUGCUGAACUCGCUGUUGGUAUACUAAGUGUUAUAUUUCAAGAUAAAACUUUGGACAAACUGGAGAAUUUAUCAGAUGUCCUGAAGAAUGAAUAUGGCAUUAGUGGGCAGCUGACGGAGGCUUUCGAUUUUGCUCAAACAAAGUUUAAUUGUUGCGGAGUUUUUGGCCCGGAAGACUACGAGGAAAGUGCCUGGAAAACCCAGAAUCUUGGAAAAGGAGACAUAGUUUCAAAAACAUGUUGCAUGCUUUCCAACGAUGAUCAUUUAGAUCCAAAACCAAUGAACAGUACAUGGUGUCAAUCAGAGAAGCCAAAUGAGUAUCUUCUUUUCAGGCAUAAUGAGGGUUGUUUGAUAAAACUGGAAGAAUUUAUAAAACGUACAAGCAUACUUUUAGUGGCUAUUGGAUGUGGUGUAGCAGCACUUGAGAUAUUUGGCAUGAUUUUUGCUAUGUGCCUUUGCAAAGAAGUCUGAAAAUAUUGCAUUAAGACAUUUGUUUAUAAUUAGAGAGAAGAGAGUUGUUUAUUGCCCAAAAAGGAAAACCAAAAUAAAAUGAUAAACCAGAUUUCAUUUCAAGACAAAUGUUCAAAACAAAUUCCAAAUAUAUGCUGCUGAGCAGCUCCUAUUAUUUAAUUUUGCAUAUACUGAUGUGUAGAAACUUUUUACUCGAAAAUACUUAAAUUCAUGCAUUUAAAAGUGCUUUUGUACUAAAAAAGAAUUGAAAUUUUCAUACUUUUAGACUGGACUUUUUCAAAUCUUAAAUCUAAAAAUUAGACUGAUAUUUUUGUACACUAUUUCAAAGUUUGCUGAUAAUUAUAAUCACUGUAAAAAUGCAUAUAUAAUAAAAAUACAAUUACAAUCUUCCA